Malassezia japonica is the source of this 1920-nucleotide messenger RNA. RefSeq lists its product as uncharacterized. The transcript is spliced from 2 exons. The record is from RefSeq and is a predicted model, not a curated record. Gene Ontology annotation, molecular function: protein phosphatase 1 binding. NCBI's taxonomy places the organism in Eukaryota, Fungi, Basidiomycota, Malasseziomycetes, Malasseziales, Malasseziaceae. Gene Ontology annotation, cellular component: PTW/PP1 phosphatase complex; chromatin. Bases 1 to 1920 code for a protein of 639 amino acids.
AUGCCGAGCACGGCUCCCGUCCCGCCUACGGCGUACGCUACUCCUACCAUACCCAAAAAUACUGGCGAAUACAUGGACGGCAUCGUGCCGCCGCCGCCACCCCGGCAGGCGCAGUCUAACAACCUAUUUGCACAUGCUUCCCAGCCCAACAUUGCGCGCAACGCGCCCCUGAUCAUCUCGCGCAGUCUCAUUGAGCAGAAUCCAGCGCAGGCGGCAAGCGUACUCAUCACGCUCCUGUCCUCCUCCGUAUCGGGCGAGCUGCAGCUGCACCCGACGACCCCUGAGGAGCGUCGUGCGGUGGUGCAGCUGAUGCGUGAAGUCGGCACACCCGCGUACCUGAAGUCCUUCUCAGGUGAUAUCCGCGGGCGCGAGAUCCUCGCGACGUGGCUCAGCGAUGCGACGCCGCCACGCAAGGCCGAUGUCGCCGACGAAAGCGAAAAGUGGAAAGACGUCGUGUGCCCGCUGCUCGAGCUGCUCUUGCAGCUUCCUAUUGAACUCGACCACCUCAAGGACCAUGUGGGUCUCGGAAAACUAAUUACGGGCGUCCAGAAGCGGGCGCGAAACGAAAAGGCGCGGACACUGGCCGACGCGGUAAAGGAGAAAUGGAGCAAGCUCGUCCCUGUACGCAGUUCCUCAGAGGCGCGCGAGUCACCGCCUGUAGCCCCAAAACGCCCGGCCGCAAGCACUCCGACAGAGAGCGUGAAGCGUGCACGCAGCACCACCCCCCCUGCACGUUCUUCCGCGCCAGCUGCGCCGCAGACAGCCGCAUCAAAGCCACCUUCCGGCACGGCUCGUCCUGCCAGCUCCUUGCUCCAGUCUACGUCCGUGUCGCGCACCCGUGCCACGCCGACGGAGCGCAAAGCCUCGCCCCAGCUGUCAGAGCCGCGUAUUCCCACACGCACUGCAGCCAAGCCGGCUGCUGCUGCCGAUCCGCUGGCCACCGCCCGGCGAGCACAGCGCAGUGCACCGGCGUCCAACAAUGCCAACAAGGACUUGGCUGGAUUCAUGUCGCUCAUUGAACAGCAACCGACCUCGUCCGCGCCGACUGCCUCAGAGGCACCCAGCGCGACGCCGAUGGAACGCAAGAAACGGAAAAAAGCCGUGCACUGGAAAGACUACGAUGGCAUGCCGCUCGUUGCUGUGAAGCUCAUUGAGCCUGCGGUCUACGAAGACGAUGGCGACCUAUCCUCGGUGAGCGGCAUCGGUGCCCUGGAUAUGGAGGAGGGCGGUGCUUUCCGCCAAGCCCAUGCCGAGAUGGACGAGCAGAUCGAUUGGUAUACGCCGUGUGAAUUGUCGAUUCCCGACCCCGAGUCUGGCCCUCUUCCCCCUCGCGGCAGCGACAGCCAGGCCAAAGUUGCGCAGGAAGAGCGCGAAAAGGCUGUGCUACUGGCUGUCUAUAUGAAUCCGGACGAGAUUCCUGCCUCGCCCGAAGAGCCGGACGAAUUUGUGCUGGCAUUCGCGAACAGCAUGCCCGAGCCCCUUCCGAUGACCACAGGCCUGCCUGGCGAACCGGCACCAGUGAGCGCAUCGGCCGCACCCGAUGUUCCUCCCAUGCCCGACUUUUCGGCGAUGGCCGCCAUGCUUGGCCAGACAAACGCUGCGAAUGGCGAGGGGCCACCGGUGCCACCGAUGCCGCCGAUGCCGAUGAUGCCUUUCGAUCCCAUGAUGCUCCAGUCACUUGUACAAAGUACGCAAGGGAAUGGAUCCAACAGUCCUAAUCCUGGUGCGCCACCGAUGCCAAUGCCUCCCUGGCCGGGUGGCAUGCCGGGCUUCCCCUUCCCCUUCCCUCCCCCCCCGGAAAUGAUGGCCCAAAUGGGCAUGCCUGUGCCUGACAACGAGCCUAGGGAUGCGGACGACGGCGCAAAGUCGCGCAAAGUGUGCCGAUACUACAAAGCAGGUGAACGCUUCCGCCACAACUAA